UCCACUCUCUCCGUGUGGAACCCAUCAAGCCAAAAAAGUCUCGAUUUCUUUCGUUAGUUUAGUCAGUCAAGUUGUGAUUGAGUAAAUCAGAGUUGAUUUUUUGCCCUAUUUAUCUACAUUCCUGAUCAAACUAUUUCACCUUCUUCUAUCUGAUACGUUUUAAUUUAGGGUCGUAAUGUUGAUACAGAGUGGCACAGUGACACAUUGAAAUAGUAAUUUCAACCAAAAAUAUAAAUUGUAAUAAAAAUAUUUACGACUUUGUAAACGUCCUCCGAUUUUUUUUAUGUUAUGAGAGACGAUGAGUGGGAAAGGAGAACCAUUCGUGCAAGAAAUUAUAAGUUUACACACUUCUGGAAACUUUAAAGGGAUAUUAAAUCUCAUCCAGGACGUGUACGAAGCAUCGUCUCAGGACAAAGCCAAAAUCCACUUGCUUCAUUUGAUUUCUUGGCCCACACCCACCGAGAAGGAUUUGAGCUGCUUGGCCGCUGCGAUUUUCUCCCUCAAGGUAUCGCACAUUCAUUCAAUCGGAUGUGGUACAGGGCUGUUGGAAUGGCUCUUAUCGAAAUACCUCCUCAAACACUAUCUCGAGGCUAAUACAGAUUACGAGAGAAAGAUCGAGGUCACGGGAAUCGAAGCCGACUUCCGCUGGUGGACAAGCUCCUACUCACCCCCACAAUUUAUUCCGCUCCAAUUCGUGGGGAAAGACUUUGCGAAAGAAAACCCGUUCGCGGAAUUUGAUGACAUGGUCAUGUUCUGCUAUUGCAACAGCGUCGCAUUAUUUCGGACUUACGUGGGAGCUUUUCUGGGAACAUAUGUCCUCAUCAUUGGACCCUUGUCCUCCACCUCGUAUGAACUGAUUUGUGAAAGUGAGAAUUUUGACGAAGACUUGAACGGAGUGGAUCUCCCGGAAACGUUUAAUUUACCGAAAGCAAAUUGGAAGCUCAUUCUGUUGAAAAGAUUCGGCCUUGUGAAAACCGAUCAUGUUGCAGUUUAUAAACGGAUUGAAAAGGCGUUUGAGCCACCUCGAAGAAAAAUAAACGGAGCAAGAACUCACUAAAGUUUACCUUGAUACUUCGCAUAGGGCAUAAAUAUGUAUGCUAAUGAAAAUAUUUAUAUUGCGUAAUUUGUUUAAAAUGUAUGCAUGUGCAUAUAAAUAAUAAUUAAAAUUGAACUUUCCUGUAUGUUUACUGUUAGAUGUACCAUGUUUCAAUUUUCUACAAAGUUAUUCUCGUUACACGUGAUUGUCCUGAUUUAUUCUUUUAUUUUGAUUGAUGUGAGCUUACGUUAUGUGUUAUAUUUAUUAUGUAGGAAACUGUGCAUAGGAAAUAAAGUAUAUUUGUGUCUA
Messenger RNA from Folsomia candida, 1345 nucleotides. RefSeq lists its product as uncharacterized. The transcript is spliced from 2 exons. The record is from RefSeq and is a predicted model, not a curated record. Bases 299 to 1057 code for a protein of 252 amino acids. NCBI's taxonomy places the organism in Eukaryota, Metazoa, Arthropoda, Collembola, Entomobryomorpha, Isotomidae.